UCUAGCGGCGUGGUGGUGGCCAGACCGGCCGGUGCGCAAGGAAAGUUACUGCAGGGGAACCAUGCGACCGGCAGAAACGGCAUUUUACCAUUUUAACCGCGGCAAUCACAUUGACAGGGUUACACUGUGAUUUGAACUGAAUGAUCUGACGAGGAUGCGAAGAGCAAGAAUUAGUAUUAAGCCUAAUGUCAGGCCAGGGGGUCGAGGUGUGGCGCCAGGUGCAGAGGACAAGAGUUCCCAAAAGUCCACAGCUGUUGACGACACCCAGCAAACACCGUCACCUCCACAGUCUCAGCUGGACGUGAGAGAGUCUGCUGUGGCGACAGGAGAUGGACAUGUUCCCGGCUCUCCCUCAGAGAAAGCAUCACUUAACACUAAUGAUGGAGCGCCAUCUAGCGCCAACACACCUGCAACUACAGGACUUCAGAGGAGGAGUAGAUUAUCUGCCACACCAAACCUGGCCAGACCCAAAGUCCGCUCUGCUCCUCCUUCAUCUACUGGAAAGACUGCUUCCCUUCUAUCAGGGCCAUCCAAGACAUCAUCUCCUGUCCAGGCAGCCUUUCCUCAGUCACCCGUCCCAGUUGCUAUCAGCAGAGACGAUUCUCAAAACUCCUCAUUCUCCGAUGCCACUACAGAAGCCAACUGCCCUCCAUCCUCACCAUGUCUUCCAUCCACCUCUGGCUGUCCAGAAUCUCCAUCAUCUCCACCGUCUCAACAAGAGCCCCGUCAAACCCCUAAAAAAAUCCCAAACGAAGAUUUUGGGCCCCAAGAAGGAGCCACUCCAGCUUCAUGCACACUCUCACCGUAUGUGAAGCUGUCACGUGUUGAUGGACCAGACUCUCCCCUCAGGAACAAAAUAUCCUCAGACAAGCAGCGGGUCUUGAGAGCCCUCAAAUUGAAAGAACUGAUGAAGCUGGAGAAGAGGAAAGAGAGAACGGAGAAGAAGAGUAGACGGCAUAAGCAAGAGCAUUGUAUUGAGCUGGAUCGUGACAAAAUGUCCUUAGCUGACUUCAUUUAUUACCUGCCGGAGUCAAAUCCUAUGACGAACAGCUCCUCCCUUUCCACAGAGGAGACUCAAGCACAGGCCAUUGCUCCAUCGUCUCCCAUUGUGCAGAAAAAUAUAGCAGAAGCAGAUGAGGACUAUGAUGAUGCUGAUGACGAUAUGCUGGUUCCAAAAGUCAGGGUGGCAGAGGAUGGCUCACUGAUUUUAGAUGAAGAAAGUUUGACAGUGCGUGUUCAGAGGACGUCUGAUACAAUUGUUGAGAAUGCAAAUCCGCUGUUUGAGCGAGGCUCUUCUACAACAUACGCAAGUUUCAGGAAAAAGAACUAUGUGAAGAGCUGGUCUGUCAGAGAGACAGAUAUGUUCUAUUUGGCCAUCAGUAUGGUGGGAACAGAUUUCUCCAUGAUUGCUCAGCUGUUGACUCACCGUAGCAGAGCAGACAUUAAGAAUAAAUUUAAGAAGGAGGAGAGAGCGAAUGGAUGGCGAGUGGAUAAUGCGUUCAGAAACAAGCGGCCAUUUGAUAGCGAGUUUUUCAGUUUCCUGCUGAAGAGGAUCUUGGCUAAAGACAAACAAAAAGGCAAAUCCAUAAAACUGGUUGUGAAAUCCAGUAAAGAAAAGAAAGGCAAAGGUGGUAAAAAAGCCAAACCACUUGAGGUUAAAGACUCCAUUAAUGAUGAUGAUGAUGAAUUGUGCAGUGUGGACAGUGUCUGUUUUGACUUAGAAAAGGAAAACCAGGAUGGCUGUAAUGUGAAUGAAGCUGAUGUGCCGUCAAGCACAAGCAAGAAACGUAAACGCACCAAAAACACUAAGCCAAAAGUUUUGUCAUGUGAGAAAACAUGCAAGCCAAGGAAGAAAAAUAAGACACCGAAAAAAGGCAAAUGCUCAGUUGAAGUGGAGGGAAGCUCUGUGAACGCAGACAAUGAAGAUCAGUCAUGUGUGCCUGUAUCAAAAAAGAAACGCAAACAAUCAAAAAAGAGUGACCAGGAGCAGCAGGAAGAUAAAAGAGAUGCCAAAGAAAAAUGCCAGAAAAAGAACAACAAAAAAAAACUUAAAGUACGGAAUGAAGAACCUACUGAUGGAGAAGGUAACGCAGUGAAUGAGGAGCACAACGAGGUGUCUCCUGUCCCAACUAAAAAACGCAAACGCUCCAAAGGAUGUGCGAAGGAAGAGGAAGCCACAAAAGGAAAACAGAAGACUAAGAGCAAAACGUCAAAGAAAGUACGGAAUGAAGAACCUACUGAUGGAGAAGGUAACGCAGUGAAUGAGGAGCACAAUGAGGUGUCUCCCGUCCCAACUAAAAAAUGCAAACGCUCCAAAGAGUGUGCAAAGGAAGAGGAAGCCACAAAAGGAAAACGGAAGACUAAAAAGAGCAAAACAUCAAAGGAAGGGUGUCUUAGAUCUGAGCUGGGAGCUGAUGGUAGUGAAGUCUCGACAGCAGCCCCCGAUGCUGAAGAGGAUCAAGGGGAGAAGCUCAGUCUAGAGAGCACAACUCAGCAGGAGAUUUUACAAAGCUCUUCCAAACGUUCGAAGAGGCCUUUGCCCAAUUUGGCAAAAAGAAAAGCCAAAAAAUGUUCUGAGCCAAAAGCAACCGUAGAGAUUAAAGACACGGUAGAAGAACCUCAAGAUGAAAGCUGCAAAGAAGCUGAGAAUGAGUUCAACAUCAUCUGUCUUGCUGAGGAACAGCUCCAGAAACAGCCAGUAGUUGUUCUGGAGAGAACUCCUCCAAGGCUUAAAGAUGCACACAGCUCAUCUGAAAGCCAAGACCAGCCACAGUCCUCUCAGAGCCCUCUACGUUCUCCUGGACACCAGGUAAGAGCGGGAAAGGUGAAGCGCAAUCUGACUGUUUCAGAUGAUGGUAGUGAAGUCUCGACAGCAGGCCUCUGUGCUGAAGGAAGUCAAGGGGAGAGGCUCAGUCUAGAGAUUUCACUAAGCUCUUCCAAACGUUCUCCUGGACGGCAGACGAGAGCGGAAAAGGUCAAGCGCAAUCGGACCACUUCAGAAGGAGAAAGGAUGGACCAGUGUCAGACUGGGUCAGAUACAUCUCCAGAGGACAUGAGCAGCACUGCAAUGCCUUAUCAAGUGGUCAUCCAAGACUCUAAAGACAUGGAGGAGUGUUGCAAUUUGCAUCAUUUAGAGCUUUUGACUUCAUCUGAAGAAAAUGGUCAGACAUUACUGAAAAGUCCAGUUGUGUUGGUGUCUCAUGAAGAAGUGGAGCGCUACCUAGGGAUCCGAGCACAAACUGCUGCAGAGGAAUCAACGGCCUCCAGAGGCGAUCAUGUGGGAGAGCAUACGGAUGGUCUUGAGGAACAGGGCUCUUCUAUCGUUACUCUAGAAGAGAGCAUCUCUCAAGACCCAGAAAUGAAAGAAGCUGACACUGCCUCCAUUUCUUCCCAACAAAACCUAUCCGAAAAAAGGAGGUUUAUUAAGCCAACACCCUGUCUAAGCCGGGCAGUCAAGACUUUCCACAGACCUCUCAAUGUACAAACAACAGAGUUUAGAGAAAAUACAGCAUCUUUUAACCGUGACUCCACACAACUGCAGUGUAGCAGUCCUGUGGAAGUCCAAGUGAAGAUCGCCCUGAAUGAAUGCCUUUCUGAGGAAGAGGGCACAUGUAGCGUUACUCCAGAAGAAAACAGCCCUUGGGAUGUUCCGGAUGAUGCCAGAACUACAGCAGAUGAUCUGCCGUCAGCUGCAACUUCUCCAAGACCUAGUAAGACUGAGGACCAGGAUGUUUCAUCUUUCCUUGAGAAGCCUCAGGUUCCUGACACCACACCAUCAGACAAAGAUGUGAAUGAAAGAAGAACAAAGCUUGAAAAGUCUGGAUCUCAGAUUUCUGAGAAUAAAGUUCAAAUAACUGAUCAAGAUUCAGAGACUAGUGAGUCUGCUGUCACGGACACCAUGAUUGAGGAACCUCAGACAGAGGGGAAGAGGAUUGUUCCAGUCAGCUGUUCCUCUGAUGGUUCCUCAGUUUGUACUCAAGAUAGUUGUGCUCCAGAGAAGCACAUUCAGUUUGCUAAGCACACAUCCAACCUAGAAUUGGCAUCUCAGGUUAUGAUCAACCCUCAACAGACCUCCGAGCCUAAUGAAGAUCCUGCUGAGAAGCCAGAACAUCAGAGCCCAGUUAAAGUCCAGCACUGUGAUUUGGAUUAUGACAUAAAGAGAGUCUCCAGAGAGGAUACGCUUGUGGUAUCUGAGGUGGAUUUGCAGGAACGUAAACAGGAUGAGGAUCUAAUGUCUCCUGUCCUGUUACUUGGCUCAAUACUAACUUCAGCCCCAGAUGUUUCUGUGGAUAGCACUGGUAAAGGAAACGAAGGACAAAAUGACCCAGUUCUCAGUGAUGCUUCAUUAGCACCAUUUGAGGCACACAGUCCGGUUUCAUCUUUUUAUGAUCCUCCCUCUGAACAUACAAGCAACAUGUGUGAUAUGGACACGAUGCUAUUUAGUGAGUCUGCAGCUGAAAACAUUCAAAUACCAGACGAGCAGGAUUCAGAAAAGCAAGAUGGCACAGAAGAGCAAUCAGAAGCUCAUAAGGAUUGCAUUGCCACUCUCAAUGGAAAUGCAAGAUCUGAAAUCUCAGGUUCAGCUGGAGUGGAAACGGGUGCAACUGAUAACCCAUCAGAGGAGCCCACCUUUAUUUUGACUCUAUAUGAGAUUCCAACCUCUCAGCUGUUCCAUGAGGCUGACUGUGGCCAGCAGGAUAUGCCCCCUUAUGAACUGCAGCCAGCACAAGUCCAGACAUCCUCACUGAUUUCAGGCAGUUCACAGUCUCUUUCCUGUACAUUAGAGGCUUCCAGUGCAUCUCUGCACAUGGAGUCAGAAGAGACCAAUAAACCAUGUAAAAGUGUUUCUCACAAGGUGCUAGAUGAUUCCCUGGUUCCUCUUUCAAAGGAUGCAGCAGAAGAUGCAAGUACACAAUUGAUAUCCUCACAGGAAAACCGUUGUGAUGAUGUGAACUUUUUAAUUAGUCCACCUGAGAUGCUCUCCUGUAAUUCUGCCAUGCCAACAGAUGUACCAAAGUUGGAUGAGAUCCCGACAGAAUCUCCAGAAACUAAAGCUGCCACUCAGAGAAGAAGCAAGAUAAAGGUCAAGCCGAAACUAAAGCCACGUGUGGUUGGGCCUUCAAACAAUGGCCAGUUUGACUGUGCACCCAGUCAGACUCUGAUAACGUCUCAUGCUAUUGCGCAAGCUGAGAUUGAGUCCAACCAGAAAACAUCUGCAGAGGAAACAGUUAGUCCUCAAAUCCACUUAAGCCAUGAAGACCGUGAGUGGGGAGCCAAUCCUGGACAUGACGGUGUGAUAUCAACUGCCAUUGUGCCAGGCUCUGAAGAUAUGAGAGAUGAGAGUCAGGUGAAGUGGGAAAGUCGUCUCAGAACUGGUCUCCAGAUGGAUGAGGAUUCUGUUGUUGACCCUCCAGUGCACAGGGUGUUGGCUGAUACCUUUGUAGUCUCCUCAGGAGAAAUGGAAAAUGUUUUUAAUAAGAAGGAGAUCCCUCAUGACAGUGAACUCCAAAAACCUGAGGACUUGUCUGAAUGCCUUCCAGAGAGUGCGCGAUCACUGUCUCAAGUAAAUGUCCAAAAGGAAAAAAUGGCAGAUAAUUCUAAAAAGCCAGAUACUUGCAGAGAGGCAUCAAGUGUGACACCAUCAGUUUCUCAAGAGAAGACUGUGCCUUUACAAAGAAGAGGAUGCAAGUGAAGCCUAAAAUCCCCAAAACAACAAUAUCUACUAAAGACAAUUUCUCAAGACAGGAGCAAACUGAUAUAGGAUCUAAUGAACCAGUCACAACUCAAAUCAUUUUACCAGCAACUUUGAUUAAAGAAGAAAGUG
This is a messenger RNA of Rhinichthys klamathensis goyatoka, 5824 nucleotides long. RefSeq names its product transcription factor TFIIIB component B'' homolog. Gene Ontology annotation, biological process: RNA polymerase III preinitiation complex assembly. The transcript has 38 exons. NCBI's taxonomy places the organism in Eukaryota, Metazoa, Chordata, Actinopteri, Cypriniformes, Leuciscidae. The record is from RefSeq and is a predicted model, not a curated record. Gene Ontology annotation, molecular function: TFIIIC-class transcription factor complex binding. Gene Ontology annotation, cellular component: transcription factor TFIIIB complex. Bases 155 to 5692 code for a protein of 1845 amino acids.